This is a messenger RNA of Cylas formicarius (sweet potato weevil), 1203 nucleotides long. Its product is annotated as nucleoside diphosphate kinase homolog 5-like. The record is from RefSeq and is a predicted model, not a curated record. Gene Ontology annotation, biological process: negative regulation of oxidative stress-induced intrinsic apoptotic signaling pathway. Lineage: Eukaryota; Metazoa; Arthropoda; Insecta; Coleoptera; Brentidae. The coding region runs from base 280 to 1059 and encodes 259 amino acids. The transcript is spliced from 5 exons.
CGCGGUCUGACAAGAAACGAGGCUGUGAGGGAUUUGUUUCCGGCAUGGGUUUCGAUGACGGUACGUUUGUCGAACGCUAAAUAACGCGGAAAACCUCGAAAUGCAUACCGCAGUAGUUAAGUCCGACCAUAGAAGUUGUUGGGCGUGCGGCCUAACUAAAUAUGGCGGAGAUACGAUCCCAUGGAAAAAGAAGAAGAACUAACCUUGAUGCGGCUGUUCAGGUAGUUUUUAAUUUAUUUUAAUUUCGUUUUAAUAUUGAGAUGACUGAACGAGAGGAAUAUGGAGGAAAACGUGCAACGCCAGAACGAACAAUUGAAUACUUCUGCAGUAAUUCCGCUCGAUGCAGCGAAUUUGACGAACAUGGAGGACGGCGGCGAGGCCCGUUUGACGGAGAGCGACGCCGGUUCCGGCAGCAGCAUCACGCCCGUCGACUCCGGUACGGCAACGGCCGAACCUGUGACGACGGUCCACUAUAUUUCGCCCGCGAGCACGGCGUCGGGACGCAGCGAGCGCGAGGGUGACUUCGUCGACUAUUAUUGGCCGUUUUACGCGCGUGACGGCGCCGAAAGGCGCCCGGUCGAGGGGCCGGACUCGUCUUCUUCAAGUAGCGUCGCGUCGUGCGCGGAACACGGCCUGCAACGCACUCUGGCCAUCGUGAAACCGGAAGCUUUCCAGUUCAGGGACGUGGUGCUGCGCGCCGUUCGCGAGAGCAGCUUGAAAAUCGUCAACGAGAGGGUGGUGCGUUUGACGCCCGAGCAGGUCUCGGAGGUGUACGAGAAGUACUACGGUACCCCCGCGUUUCCGCAUCUCGUGGUGAGCGCGAGUCUGUCGCCGGUGUUGGUGCUCUCGCUGCAGGGGAUCGGCGCGGUCGAUGAGUGGGAGCGCGUGAUCGGGCCUCGCGGGCCGCUGAGGGCCGAGUGGUUCCUGCCGGCGGCCCCGGACCCGCGAACCGCGCGCAGGGAGAACCGCUACUUUUUCCCGCGAGGUGAGAAACGAGACGUAGCGAAUUUCUGGAAAACGCAUCCAAAAUCUGGGUUUUUCAAUAUCUUUUUCCUAUAAAAAAAAUCGUCCCGGUGAUGUGUUGGAGCCGUUGCCCAGGGAACCCCGUACAGUCGGCGACUACGUUUCGACUAGAGUCGGACCCAUUCUGCUCGAAGGACUGACCGAGAUCGUCCGGGCGAAGCCACUCGAUCCAGUGGUGGC